Molecule: messenger RNA, 615 nt
Organism: Neoarthrinium moseri
Lineage: Eukaryota; Fungi; Ascomycota; Sordariomycetes; Amphisphaeriales; Apiosporaceae
Exons: 3
Coding region: 1-615 (204 amino acids)
Source: RefSeq, a predicted model, not a curated record
AUGAUCUUCUCAAGCACGCUUUCUAAGGUCAUCGCGUUGGCGAUGGUGAGCACCUCGCUCGCAAGCCCACUUGAUUUGCAGCCGCGCGGUGACAGAAUCGUCAUUGGCUAUAGGACCGUCUCCAAGGCCGAGGCAGACAGUAUCAGGAAGGCUAAGACUAUCGUAUACGAUUCAAAGCUCUCUAGCGGGGGAAAACAGAAUGGCGAAGGUGUCUAUCUGACAUCUGAACUGGGGCAAUGGCCGCCGUCACAUUUGGAUGAUGAAUUCUGCCGUGUCACGGCGGACAAAGAUAAGGUCGAGAAGGCCAAGAAGGCAUGGAUCAAGCAAGACGUGGAGUGGAACGAAGACGCUGUAGCAAAGGCCAUCAAGGAUCUUGAGGAUGACUGGAAGGCCAAGCAAGUCUUGCGGCUAUCCAAGGUCAAGGGCAAAUCUUAUCUCCAACUGGUCAUUCCAAAGGACAUGGUUGGUCACGAUUUGAUUGUGCAUCAUACCAGGGGCGACUUGGAUUUUGAGGCCGAGUGUAGGCCUGAAGCCAAGUGGACCCAGGCAGACCACCAGAACAUCGACUGGAACGACGGCCCCUUCGAGAAGAACGUCAAGGGCGACAAGCAGUAA